Frieseomelitta varia is the source of this 1736-nucleotide messenger RNA. RefSeq lists its product as uncharacterized. Lineage: Eukaryota; Metazoa; Arthropoda; Insecta; Hymenoptera; Apidae. Gene Ontology annotation, biological process: microtubule cytoskeleton organization. The coding region runs from base 140 to 1501 and encodes 453 amino acids. The record is from RefSeq and is a predicted model, not a curated record. Gene Ontology annotation, cellular component: axoneme; ciliary basal body. The transcript has 6 exons.
UGCCGUUAAUAAAAUAUAAAUUUUUGUUAGUGUUAUUUCAUUAAUUGUUUAGCAUUUUUGACCUAUUUUUUUUAAUUAAUACGUUGAAUUUUCAAUAAGCAUAAGACUCACAAUCGACAAAUAUUGUAAGCCUGAAAAAAUGACAAGAUGCAAUAAGAGUGAAGUUAAUCUUAAAAGCACUGCAUACAAUCAAAAUGGACAGAGUUAUUUCGAACAAUUAACAGCGUAUAAUUCUAUGAGCCUGCAUUUGCGACGUGUUUUAUUAGCAAAAUGUGCUGUUGAUGCUAGAAACAAAACCUACAUGCGUAGAAGAAAACAGACGUGUAAACAAAUAGAUUGGAAACCACGAUAUGUAAAAACGGAAAUUAAAAAUAAUAUAAUUGAUAGAUUGGCGUAUGAUACUUCGUAUUAUCCAGCGGAUUUUUUAAGAAUGAACUCAAAGUAUUACUGCCAGCAUGAAGAUCAAAAGUACUUCACUGAUCCCUUGUACGAUUAUAAUGAAAUCUCUUUACGAUCAAGACUACACGUAGCUUGCCCAAGUUCAUCGACCUUUAAAACAAAUAGUUUAGAGCCAGUUAUAUCAGAUAAUAAAAAUAAAAGGCAACAAUCUUAUACCCGGUUUAAUAGGGACAAGAAAGUUUUUAAUCCCAUGAGUGUGAAAACUGCGGUAAAAAUUCAAGAUAGAGUUGAAAAAAAUUCGAUAUAUUACGAAUCUACUUGUGAUUAUUUAUCACAAAACAUUAAUCAUCUUUCAUCGGAGAUUAAUACAUCGAGAAAUUACGGAGAUUACGAAACUCCUCAAAUAUCUAUUAACUUAAUCGAUAGUCACAAAACAUGUACAGAAGAUGAAGAAACGAAGUAUGCAAAAUUUAUGUACGAUAUUACACACGAAAUAAUACUCAAUGGUUUGUACACUGAUAAAGAACUACAAGAAGUAUUUAACAAGCACAUUGAAGAAAACAAGACACUUCUAGAUAUGAAUCGAAUGCUAUAUGAGAUUUAUCAGUUAAAAUUCGCUUUGAAUAUAUCGGAUACUUCAGAGGAAGAAAAAUUAGAGGAUCUUAUAUGUGCUCAGCAAUUAUUAAAUAUUUCUGAAAUUCGACCACCGACGCCAUCAAAAGUUCUAAAUGAAAAUAGAGUUCUUAAAAAAUUAACGGAUUAUCAGAAUCUAGACGAAAUUAGGCGUGAUUCAUUAAGCCGCAGAAAAUCAGUUCUAUUAAUUGAUGCUAAUCCCGAGUUACAUAUAACUGAGAGAGAUGUGCUAACAUCAUUAAUAGAAGCCGAUAUCAAUCCCAAGGAAGCUCGAAAAAUUUAUAGAAGACUUUCUUCUAAAAGCAAAUCAUUGUUCAAACCAAACGAAGAAUAUGCUAUGGGAGAAAACAUUGACAUAUUUAAUAACAGUUUAACAGAAUCGUAUAAUGUAAACAAAGUAGAUGAAUCAAAAAGGAGUUCAAUGAUCGAUGAUUUUAUAACACAAGAGAGUAAAGAUGUACAAACAUAAAAAAUAAUUAUAUAAUACUAAACUAUGAGAAUACUUUUGAAAGAAAAGAAUUCAAAAAAUAUAUUUAAUCUAUAAUUAUAUUUGUUUUACAAUCAAGAAAGAUAUUUUAAUAUUGUUAUUCUUUCUUUUAUUAGUUUUACAAUAAGUAUUACACAUCAUUAUUUUCAUCCUUAUUAAUUCUUUUACAUUGUCAUUCUUUAUUUCAACAUAAAAUAAAAUAUAUAACAAAAAAAUA